Molecule: messenger RNA, 3348 nt
Organism: Paramuricea clavata
Lineage: Eukaryota; Metazoa; Cnidaria; Anthozoa; Malacalcyonacea; Plexauridae
Source: the annotation of a GenBank genome assembly
AUGAUAACAGAACUGGGUGCUGGGAUUGAAACCUAUGAUAGUAAACAUUUAUUGAGGUAUAGAUAUAAUUUUAUAUUUAGUAAUUUGCAAAGAAGUGAACGGCAAUCAACUUAAUUGCAUGUAAUCAACUUUAUUGAUGGUGGUCAAUAAAGUUAGUUUACCAACACAGAAAAAUUCAUAUUAGUAAGAACACAUUGGUAUAGAAGGAACUAGAUACUGUUCCGAAAUAUCACUUAUUCGAACCGUCCUGACCGCGUAGCUCAGUUGGAAGAGCAUUGGGCUAGUAUUCCAAAGGUCGUAGGUUUGAAUCCCACCGUGGCCGGGCAUAUUUUUCAAGCUCGCCCGGUGUGGAUAUGCACUCAGAGUAACAUCGUAAACAUAUUAUUCACCUGAGUACACAACACCAACACAGAAAAAUUCAUAUUAGUAAGAACACAUUGGUAUAGAAGGAACUAGAUACUGUUCCAAAAUAUCACUUACUCGAACCAUCCUGACCGCGUAGCUCAGUUGGAAGAGCAUUGGGCUAGUAUUCCAAAGGUCGUAGGUUCGAAUCCCACCGUGGCCGGGAAUAUUUUUCAAGCUCGCCCGGUGUGGAUAUGCACUCAGAGUAACAUCGUAAACAUAAAGUUAGUUUAGGUUUCCUCGUGUAGUAACACUGGAUCAAUAAGAGAUGAUCCUUUACUGGACCUCUAGGAAGAGCAGUUUAGAACUGAUAGAGCUAUCCAGUAUAAAUAAAGUUAGUUUAGUUUAGGCUUCCUCCUGUAGUAACACUGGAUCAAUAAGAGUUGAUCCUUACUGGAUCUCUAGGAAGAACAGUUUAGAACUGAUAGAGCUAUCCAGUAUAAAUAAAGUUAGUUUAGGUUUCCUCCUGUAGUGACACUGGAUCAAUAAGAGAUUAUCCUUUACUGGACCUCUAGGAAGAACAGUUUAGAACUGAUAGAGCUAUCCAGUAUAAAUAAAGUUAGUUUAGUUUAGGUUUCCUAACAGAAAACCACUAUGGGAUAGAGGUAGCGUUCUAAUAAUCUUUUUAAUCUAGAGCAUUUGACAAAGACAACAAGGGGUAUUUAGAUGUGGAUGAUAUGUUACAUGGUCUGGCUGCAAUGGACCCCAGGACAACUCACGGUGGCGUUCCUGCAGAGCUGCGUUGCAGAUACAUAUUCAAAUACUACAACGUUUCUCAAAGUGGACAUCUCGACCUGGAUGAACUGAAGUAUGUAAACAGUUGUUCUUGAUCUUUUGUGAUUUUCUUAUAUUGAAAUUUGCGUUAGAUGAACGGACAGAAUGAAGACGAAAUGUUUAUCUAGACAGGAAGAACGAAAACCAUCACCAUAGCUAGAAAGAGCAUCUUAAAAGAGUAAAAUUGCAAAGUUUGAUUGCGAAUUGUUGUAAAAUGAGGAAAAUAUAGCCCGGUGAAGUUCCCAUAUUUUGUAUAUAUUUGCAUUACGCGCUGUAAAAAUAACCAUUUUUGAGCCGAUAGUGGUUAUUUUUCCCGCGCGUAAUACAAAUAUAUACAAAAUUUGCUAACUUCACAAGGCUAUAUUUUCUUCAUUUUACAACAUCCAGCAACCAAUCUUUGCAGUUUUACUCAUUCUAAGAUGCUCUUUCUAGCUGUGGUGUUGGAUUUCGUUCUUCUUGCCUUGAUCAAAAUUUGGUGUAGUAUAGCUGAAAUCACCCAUUGAUGGUUUCAGUAAGCAUUGCUGGGCAGCAGAUGGUAGCAAAGACAAUUAAACUACAGUACUGUACAUCUCUGAAUUUGCCUUCAAAUACAAUACUACUGCAUAUAAUGGAAAUAAUUAUCAUUAUUUUCUCACUUUGCCAGCUGCAGAUUGACCAACAUCUGUUGCACGCUUAGUGAAAUACAUCAAUAGCACUUUCUCAACUUUUUCAAUUUAGAGAAAUCAUGAAAGAUAUUUGCAAGAGUAAAGGCGAGGUCACCACCAAUGAAGAAUUGGACACAAAAGUUAAACAAGAGAUUAAGUUAGUAAAUGUUACUGGCAUGCUUGGUUUGACAUCAAAGGGCCCACAAUAAUUGGUUUAUACUUCAUGUUGUGGUGUCCCCGCCAUUCGUUGUUAGACUCAGUGAUAUACAUGUUCUGGGGUUUUUUUUUCUGUGUUGGUGUUGUGUACUCAGGUGAAUAUGAUAUUUGUGAUGUUACUCUGAGUGUAUAUCCACACCGGGCGAGUUUGAAAAAUAUGCUUGGCCACGAUGGGAUCGAACCGAACCGAACGGAUUACUCGAACCGUCCUGACCGCGUAGCUCAGUUGGAAGAGCGUUGGGCUAGUAUUCCAAAGGUCGUAGGUGCGAAUCCCACCGUGGCCAGGCAUAUUUUUCAAGCUCGCCCGGUGUGGAUAUACACUCAGAGUAACAUCACAAAUAUUAUAACAUGUUCUGCUGUUGUAAUGUUCUGUUUGUAUGUACGUUUGUGUUGGCGUUUGUGUUUAAUAAAUAAAUAAAUAAAUAAACAUCAAAAUGCAUCAUCCGUCUGACAGGUCACUCCAUCGCAGGGUUAACACAGGACAAACUAUUCAGACAAACUAUCUAGAAUAGCGUGAUGAAUACUGGCAAUGGUUUGAGAAGCAAGUUCAUCUCUGUGUGGACAAAUUAUGCAGAAAGUUUGUCCAUAUACUGUAGACAGUUGAUUUGUCUAUUCGCCGUGUAUGAAAUGACGAACUACAGUAUAUUAUCCUUUCUAACUGCAUGCCCCAGGGUGCGAUAAUUCAAAUUUUUUAGUCGUACCUGACUGGUACUCCAAUCAUUAUUGCUGCGUACUUGAGCUGGAACAAACUUAAUACUCAAGGGUGCUUAAAUUAGUCUUUAGAAUAAAGUACAUAACGUACAGCUUUCUGAAAGGUAUUCAUUCAGUGACCUGAAGAUCGACUAUAACAUUCCUUAGUCCCAUCUCAUCAUAUCAGUCCAGGUCAUGCUAGACUUGCACAUAUUCCGACUAAAUUAUGGUUUUGAAUAACUUGGGCUUGGAAGAUCAAAUGGUAUAAGCAAAAAGUUAAGCACGCAGAUGAGAAGAAUAUCGCGUACCUACGUGAUACUUGGCUGGAAACAAGGAAGUACCAGACCGUAAUAUUGGCGCACCUCCGGUACUAAGUACGCGAAUUAUCGCACCCUGAUGCCCAUAAUCGUUCAAACAAAUGAUCUGUUUAAACAACUUGCCCAUUUUAUAUUUUCAGGAUUUUUGGAGAGGAUUUAACAGACAAGGUGCCUUUGAAGGAAUUCCUGGACGGUGUUGGACAUCUGAAAUUUCGUGGGACGUCUUUGCUAUUUCGUCUGUUCAGUCCUCUCAAUGAAAUUGUGGCUAAAAAGACGAAACAAAGUCCUCAUAUUACUAAGAAAAG